GUGUGCCUCCCGUGCUGAGCUCUCCUCAUUCUGUUUGGGGACAACAGAGUGCAGGAUGUGGCCCCUUUAUUAUCCUUCCCUGCUGACGUUUUCAGGCGCAUAGUCCUAUCCUUUCUUCAGGACAAUUUAAGUUUUCUGCUAAGAGCCAAAUGUGAAGACUGGCUUAAGUAUCCUGGAGGCAAGGAAGCUCGCCAGAGCUCUGCCGGGAGUGCCAGAGCCUUACUGAGGGACAGAAGAAAAAUAGUUUUUAAGUUCUCCAUGAAGUGUAUACUAUGUUCUGCCAUUCAUUCCCAAAGCUACAGGAAGCAUUCCUCUCGGGAAAGGUGGAGUUUGUGGUGAGAAGCCGGAGGUGAGAAGACACCUGGGAGGACAGACUAAUCCAUUUCCUGCAUUUCCUAUGUGAGGAUAGUGUUGGAGCCCAGCAAGGCUUUGAGGCGCCCUGAAGAUGAACGCCAACAGCAGCUCGGUGGGCCAGCUCCUCUUGCAGGGGCCUGUGUGCAUUGGCUGGAAGCAGGACCUGGAAGGCGCUGUCUACCAUCUGGCGAACUGCUUCUUGCUCCUGGGCUUCAUGGGGGGCAGUGGGGUAUAUGGAUGUUUCUACCUCUUUGGCUUUCUGGGCACAGGUUCCCUGUGCUAUGUGCUGUGGGGCUGGUUCGAUGCCUGUGGCCUGGACAUUGUCCUCUGGAGUUUCCUGCUGGCAACAGCCUGCCUGCUCCAGCUGGCUCAUCUGGUAUACCGCCUGCACGAGGACGCCCUCCCUGAGGAGUUUGAUCUCCUCUACAGGACGCUGUGCCUGCCCCUGCAGGUGCCCUUGCAGGCGUACAAGCAGAUCGUUCACUGCUGCGAGGAGCAGGUCUUGACUCUGGCCACUGAGCAGACCUAUGCCGUGGAGGGCGAGACGCCCAUCAAUCGCCUGUCCCUGCUGCUCUCUGGCCGGGUUCGUGUGAGCCAGGAUGGGCAGUUUCUGCACUACAUCUUUCCUUACCAGUUCAUGGACUCUCCUGAGUGGGAAUCACUGCGGCCCUCUGAGGAGGGGGUGUUCCAGGUCACUCUGACUGCCGAGACCGCAUGCAGCUACAUUUCCUGGCCGCGGAAAAGUCUCUACCUUCUUCUGGCCAAAGAGCGAUAUAUCUCCCGCCUCUUCUCGGCCCUGCUGGGCUAUGACAUCUCGGAGAAACUCUACGGCCUCAAUGACAAGCUCUUUGCUAAGUUUGGGCUGCGCUUUGACAUCCGUCUCCCCAGCCUCUACCAUGUCCUGGGUCCUGCGGCCCCAGAUCCAGGGCUGGAGUCCACGGAGGAGGAGGACGUCCACGAGGCAGCUGGGUCCCCGCCUCGGGCCACACCCACAGAUGUCCUGCAAACACCCCCUUGCUCUCCCCUUCCAGCUGCCACCCACCCUCCUGCACCUGCUUCCCGGGCCAGAAUGUCCCGGCCUGACAGCGGCGUCCUGGGUGAGGACUCCAGCAGUCUGGUGCUGGAGGAUUUUGAGGAGGUGUCAGGAUCAGAAUCGCUUAUGGAUUAUAGGAGCGAUGGGGAGUACAUGAGCUUCUAGAACUCCUCUCCAGAGCUGCUCUCAAGCUAUGUCAAUGGGUCAGGCCCCCUUGGCUCCAGUCCACACUCCUGAACUUUGAGGAUCAAUGGACCAUCUAUACUGUGGGAUAUUAAACAUCCAGUGAAUAAAUUCGAUGUAUGUAUAAUACCAGGCAGGAUAUUCAUGAUAUAUUGUUAAAUGACAAAGGAACAUUAUAGAGUUGUAUGCUAUGAUUUCAUUUUUGUUAAAAACCCCCCCAAAAAAAACCAAAAACAACUUCAUAUGUAUAUAUUUGUAUUAAUUUGGAGAAAUGUAUGGAAGGACAUACACCAAGCUAUUAACCUGGAUUACCUCACGGCUAUGGCAACUAUAAGUCUACAGUUUGACUUGUUACAAUGAACAUGUAUUGCUUUUGUAAUUUUUAAAAUAUAUAUAGUAAGGUGGGGUAGAUUUGGUGGGGGGAAUUAAUAUGAAGACCAAGACUGAGAAGAAAUCACCAGUCUGCUUUAAAUGAAUCCUGGUACCCAGACCCUGAAUUACAAUCUUGCUUUAGAAAGACCUUGUGGGAUGAACUGGAGUCUUUGUUCAGUAAUUACUAAAUAAUCCCAAAGAGAAGAGAGUUAGAAGAUGGUGAAUAUAUUUGCUCCAGUAAACAAAAAGAGAAAGCUGAGAUUCCUGAAAUUAGCGAUCAGUAAGUCUGAUGUUGAUUCCUAGCAAAGUCCAGGAAUGAAUUAGUAAAACUGUGGCUUGCAUAUACUUAGGAAAUAAAGUUGCAAUUACUAGGAGUUUGCAUGGGUUCCUGGUAGUCAAGCCAUGCUAAAGUUAAAUUAAUCAUAUUCUCUCCCAAAUCAGGAGAUCGCUAUAGAUAUUGAAACUCUAUAUUGAACUCUAUAUUGAAACUCUAAAAUAUUGAAACUUUCCUCAUAAUACAUAAGUAGUCAAGAUUAACAUGAGUUAGAAAUAUAUGUGAAGGUUUAUCCUCAGAGUACUGACUAAUCUUAAGGAUGUUUCUGAAGGUAGGACUCUACCCUUGACCUUCUCCUCCUUUCAAGUUCUUGGCUAUAGAUGUAGAAAAGGAGUCUAUAAAAACGUCAUAUAUAAAUAUACAUAUAUAUAUUACAUAUGAGUAUAUAUAAUAAAAUGUAAAUAAUAUAAAAAUUA
This is a messenger RNA of Hipposideros armiger (great roundleaf bat), 2692 nucleotides long. It is a transcript of the gene POPDC2, whose product is annotated as popeye domain cAMP effector 2. The coding region runs from base 446 to 1552 and encodes 368 amino acids. Gene Ontology annotation, cellular component: sarcolemma. Lineage: Eukaryota; Metazoa; Chordata; Mammalia; Chiroptera; Hipposideridae. Gene Ontology annotation, biological process: striated muscle cell differentiation; regulation of membrane potential; skeletal muscle tissue development. Gene Ontology annotation, molecular function: cAMP binding. The transcript has 4 exons. The record is from RefSeq and is a predicted model, not a curated record.